AUUUCGUGCAUAGAAUAUACAGAGCAUUACGAACAGCUAGUAUUGAUUGCAGCGGCCAGUAGCGUCUACGGUUGAUAGCCGAAUUCAAUGUUCGAAAGCGUUGCUGGGUUGUGUAGUCCGCGUUGAGCCUUAGAAGUCUCGCUAAAAUUUCGUAUUCGUACCUGAAUUUGCUUUUCAAUUUACCGACCAAACACCUUGGCUCCAACGAAAUAGCAAACACACAGUUCGUGAAACAUCGACAACGGUGACAUGGGGACGGAAUCGAUGGAAGAUGUCGGGACAAUACUGCGGUCCAUCCUCACGAGCGAAAAGUCCGGCAUACUUCUUCGUUUCCUCGACAAUGAGUACAGGACCCUGACAGGCACUCGCAUCCCGUAUCGACAGAUGGGAUUCAGCACAUUAGAAGAGUAUCUGCACAGCAUCCCGGAUGUCGCCAGGCUAAGCACGAAUGCGGAAGGGAACACUGUGGUGCACGUGGUGGUCAGCGAAUCAACUGCUCAUGUCGCUCAGAUGGUCAGAGGCCAGAAGUCUGCUAAAACCAGACCCGUAUUACGAAAGUCAUAUCGGCGGCCUUCAGGUCAAUAUAAUGCUGGGUACCGGCCAAACCACCUCCUUUCCAAGCUCACACGGUCGAGACCUCCGCCUACAUCCUCUGGAGUAUAUGGUAGAAAUACCUAUACAUUGUAUACCAUUUACAAGCGACGACCAGGCUACGAGCUAUACCAUCCACCACAGCAAAGAAGUUUUGGCACAACAUCCACUAGACCAGUGCAGAAUUCACACAACUGGUCUCGGAAAAGCUCAACCACCAGCCAGUCCUCAGACAUAGCAGUCAAUGACAAAACAACACACAGUUCCUCUGCAAGUCAGCAGCCCCGAUCAACGUACCAGACUCCUCCAAGGUUCCAAAAGGCUACGCAUUCUGCCAGCAGCAGCCGGAGUCCAAGUAAGGGUCGCGAGGGCUGGGGCAAAGAGAGUGAGCCCAGGGCUGUAACUUCUGUUGUGGCACGGCAGCCGUCAACUGAUGCCAGUUUCAAGCAGUCUGAAAACAAGCACAGCAGCUGGCAGGAGCUGGACAACAGCUGGUCCAAAAGCACAUACAAGCCUUCGGCUAGGAGUGCAGCUGAGUUCUGGGAGUUUGGUGCAGGAGACACUGGCAAGCAGCCCUUGGCGCCAUCGCAGACCACAACAGCUGCCAGUGAGGCUAGCAGAGCAGGAAGUGACACGGCUCCGAGUGGCAAAGACAUCAAGCAAAGAGUGGCAUCAAGUGUCUGUUCAAAACCAGCCGAACCAGUGGCAACAGCAACAACCAACAAGACCUUUGACUGGGCUGACAAGCUAGGAUCCAGUACGACUACAUUGAUGGCAGCGCCAGCACAGCCAAAGUCCACCAGCACAGAGGCAACGCCAAGUAUGCUCACAGAACGGAGGCUCAAGAACGAAACAGGCCAGCCCCGGUUUGACCCAUUUCGGCAACCCAUUUCCCUGGAUUUCAUCCCUAUGCCCUCGCCUGAACAUGCAGCUGCAGUAGCGACAGCAGCCGCAGCGGCUAUGCCAAGCCUGGUGCCAAGUCCCACAUUGUCUUCACCUGCUCCAAAGGAACUUGGCAUUUCACUGCGGUUUCAUGAACCUAUUGCCACCAAGGCACUGACACUUUCUUCCUUGCAACCUGUACACAUGUCCAGUACACCAUCGGUCCAGUCACCACUAGUGCCCUCACCUUCUGGGCCGCUGAGCAAGCCACGACCAGCUGUAGAAGAGGAAGAUGAAAUACCAGUGAGGGGCAAGCACUUCACUGUGGAUGACGUAGCCAUUCCUCAGACGCCCAACUGCCAGCUUGUCCUGGCAUAUGCGCAUCGGGAGGGCCUUGCGCACUCCUACAGCACCAUGCAGGACAGGAGCCAGCGCAAGAAAGGGCCUGCAGCCUGGUUGGCCACGUUGCGGCUUGGGGAACGCAGGUUCCCAUCGUAUCCCGAGGAGAAGGCCACGCAGGACGAGGCAAAAGAAACUGCGGCCGCACGGGCUGUCGCAGAGCUUGGGCUCCGCGCAGCUGCAUUGGCUACUUAUCCUGUAACUCCCGUCUCAUCUGCCGAAGAAAUAGCAGUCUUGGUAGACCGGUUAACAAGUUUGGUGUUGAGUAAACCACAUGGAAUUCUCAAGGAAGGAGUAGAGGUGUUAUACAAAGAAAAUUACUCGGAGCAGCUUCCAGGGAGCUGGUUUGAGCACCUUGUGAGGUCUGAGCUUGUCCACAUUGAGAGAGGAAGCCGCUGCAUUCUCUACCCACGUGGGGGCAGUGACCGGUCGUCUCCAGUUCAGCAAAACGGCUGUGCUUUGUCAAUUGACUGGACCAGCUCGCCGAGCAGCUCUACUGGCGAGCCAUCCACGAACAUCGACUACCUUGAUGUGUUCGUGUCCUGCGUCUCAAGCACUGCCAGUGUGUGCUUCCGGUUUGUCGAAUAUGAAGCAGCAUAUGAGAAGCUACUCGAGGAAAUGGCUACAUUCUUCAACAGUGGGGCAGGUACUAAGGGAGUCGUCAGUUUGCCCAAACAGACUGAACUGUAUGCCACCUUUCACGAUGAGCGCUGGCUCAGGGUCCAGCCCCUCAAGGAUGCUGAGAAUGGAAAGGUUGAAUGUUGGUUUGUUGACGAGGGAAACAACAGCCUGAUCCCGGUCGGAGAUCUGUGGGAGCUGCCAGAGCGCUUUGCCGAGCUUGCCCUUCAGGCAAUUGAGUGCCAACUUGACGGACUGCUCGAGUAUGCUGACUGUGAUGGUAUCGUCAACAUCCUCAGCGAUUUACUUCUGGGGAAGAACUUGGUCGCUGAAAUUUUACAGAGGGAGGAUCCAGUGUCAGUAAUCUUGUACGACACAUGGGGGCCCGAUGAUAUCAACAUGAAUCAUAUGGUGUAUUUAAGUUUAAUGAAACCACGACUGCCGGAGAAAGGCUGUGUGGGACGCUGCUAUCUGAGCCACGUUACCGACAGCGGCCUGCUCUGGAUACAAGUAAAGGGACCAGGAUUCGAAACCCUCAACAACUUCAUGACCGCUGUCAACGACUACUGCAAGCGAGCCACUUCGAUGGUUGACGAUCCAGUGGCAAACAAGGUGUACGGCUGCUUGAGUCGGUCAGACCAUGCCUUCUACCGCUCUGUUCUGCUUUCUCCUGAGCCACUGCCUUCUGGAGAGUUUCGAGUGCUACACGUGGACUACGGCUAUGAAGAGCGAUGCUACCUCUCGGAGUUCCGAAAUGUUGACAGUCUCGGUGACUUUGUUCUUCGCCUACCUUUCCAGGCAGUGCCUUGCCGGUUGCGAGGGCUUACCGAAGAAGACGGCUUCUGCUGGUCUCAGGACAUUUCGACUCAAGUGCUUAAUCUCAGUGGAGGGCAUCACGUUGAGCUUCUUAUUCGGGUUGCCAAACCAAAUAUGGACGCGCAGGAGCCUGUAGUGGAGCUCUUCAGGAGAAACGAGGAGAGCCGGGAGCUGAUUUCAAUCAACAAUACUGUCAUUGAAGCACUGAAGCAGACUCGGUGUCCUGGUUUACACUAGUCGGAACUCUAUUCUUCUGUUUCAAGAUUAUGCAAAGAAGGGCAAGCCAUUGAAUCAACGUGAAGCUUGGCAGGCCUGGACAAGAAAGACUCAAGAAGCUGACUUUUCUUUUUUCCUAUGUCAUUCUGCCAGUCUAUUUCUUUCUCUUUCUUCUGUGUGUGCAUGCAUGUAUGUGUUUAAAUAGGCAUUGUUUCGUCUUCCUCUCUCUCUCUCUCCUUUUUUUUUGCACUGUGCAUGAGAGCUGGCGAGUGAGUAAUGAGACUCUUUACCCAGAAUCGAAGGGUGGUGUCUCGCUGAAUACAUGAGGUCGAAGACAGAUCUUCGCCAUAGUCAUCAGUUAUAGCCACAUUGUCGUUUUAGCCCUUGUGGCGGGCUUGUUGCUUUGCUCCUGUUAGGUUUUGAGACUUCAGUAUUGUUGUGGUAUUCAUCCAUUUUUCAUAUAGGGUCACAACUUCAGUUGCUUCACAGUGUAUGAGCACUCACAGGGUCUCCAUGUCCCCAUGAAUGCAUUUCCAGGGCUUGUCUUGCUUAAUUUUUGUUUUUCAGCAAGAUUUCUUCCCCCGCAGCAUUUUCAUAGUAAUAUAAUGACACAUUCCCAUUUUGUAAAAUUUUUUUUCCCGCCCCAUUAGUCUGACAAGAGGAGGCAGUGCCAGCAUUACUGUAUUUGUUGAGUUUUGUCUGUAUUGAGCAGUAAUAUAUCGAUGGUAACUUCCUGCCCUGUCUUUGUUGCUCUGACGACAGGAUGCGGGAAUUUGUGAUAUGCUGACAAAACUGCUAGUGGAAGGUUUCUUUGAAGUGAUGUGGUAGGGGCAACACAUUCAAGAAAUGUUACUUGAACUAAUGCUCAUGUGGGGUAUUUGAAGUGUGAAGCUUUCCACAUGAUACAAAUAAAGGUCAGACAUUCUUUUUUUUUUUUUCCUGGCCACAUUUGUAGCCAUGAGUAAGUCUGUUUAAGAGUACAAAGGCAAGUAAGAAGCACCUGCAUAAAGAUCAGGUUGCUUCUAUCGCUCUCCCUCUCUUCCUUUUCUUCAUUAAGCACAUGUUAUUAACAUGUCUCCUCUCACUAUUAUUUUCCCCAGAAGUCUGAUGAUUUGUUGUUCACAUUGAUGCAAAGUUUAUUUAGUUGACAUAAUUAAAGACUUCUGUUGAUCGCA
Molecule: messenger RNA, 4697 nt
Organism: Dermacentor andersoni
Lineage: Eukaryota; Metazoa; Arthropoda; Arachnida; Ixodida; Ixodidae
Biological process (GO): spermatogenesis; piRNA processing; P granule organization
Cellular component (GO): P granule
Source: RefSeq, a predicted model, not a curated record